Messenger RNA from Lemur catta (Ring-tailed lemur), 1565 nucleotides. It is a transcript of the gene PAAF1, whose product is annotated as proteasomal ATPase associated factor 1. The record is from RefSeq and is a predicted model, not a curated record. Bases 48 to 1226 code for a protein of 392 amino acids. Gene Ontology annotation, molecular function: protein binding. Lineage: Eukaryota; Metazoa; Chordata; Mammalia; Primates; Lemuridae. The transcript is spliced from 12 exons.
CUUCCGGGAAGCGGCGGAAGAGGUGGGCUGGCCGCGGUGGGGUGGAGAUGGCGGCGCCUUUGAGGAUUCAGAGCGACUGGGCCCAAGCCCUCAGGAAAGAUGAAGGAGAGGCCUGGCUGAGCUGUCAUCCCCCAGGGAAACCAUCUUUGUAUGGCAGUCUGACUUGUCAAGGAAUUGGCCUAGAUGGUAUACCAGAGAUUACAGCUUCUGAAGGAUUUAUUGUGAAUGAAAUAAACAAGAAAAGCAUUCAUAUUUCGUGUCCAAAGGAAAGUGCAUCUUCUAAGUUUUUGGUACCAUAUACUACUUUUUCCAGAGUUCAUACAAAGAGUAUAACAUGCCUGGAUAUUUCCAGUGGAGGAGGCCUUGGUGUAUCUUCUAGUACUGAUGGGAGCAUGAAGAUCUGGCAGGCUUCCAAUGGAGAACUCAGAAGAGUAUUGGAAGGACAUGUGUUUGAUGUGAAUUGUUGCAGGUUUUUCCCAUCAGGCCUUGUGGUUCUGAGUGGGGGAAUGGAUGCCCAGCUGAAGAUCUGGUCAGCUGAAGAUGCCAACUGUGUGGUGACCUUCAAAGGUCACAAAGGAGGUAUCCUAGAUACAGCCAUUGUUGACCGGGGGAGGAAUGUGGUGUCUGGUUCUCGAGAUGGGACAGCGCGACUUUGGGAUUGUGGGCGCUCAGCCUGCCUGGGAGUCAUUGCGGACUGUGGUUCUUCCAUCAAUGGAGUGGCUGUGGGUGCUGCUGACAACUCCAUAAACCUCGGCUCCCCUGAGCAGACGCCCAGUGAACGGGAGGUUGGAACAGAGGCGAAAAUGCUGCUGUUGGCCCAGGAAGAUAAGAAGCUUCAGUGCUUGGGACUACAGAGCAGGCAGCCGGUGUUCCUCUUUAUUGGCUCAGAUGCCUUCAACUGCUGUACUUUUCUCUCUGGCUUCUUGCUGUUGGCUGGGACACAAGAUGGAAACAUUUAUCAGCUGGAUGUGAGGAGUCCAAGAACUCCAGUGCAAGUCAUCCACAGAUCAGGAGCACCAGUUCUGUCCCUGCUGAGCUUCAGAGAUGGAUUCAUUGCUAGCCAAGGAGAUGGAAGCUGUUUCAUUGUCCAGCAAGACUUAGACUAUGUCAUUGAGCUCACUGGUGCUGACUGUGACCCUGUGUACAAGGUAGCCACAUGGGAGAAGCAGAUCUACACAUGCUGUCGAGAUGGUCUUGUACGACGCUAUCAGCUUUCUGACCUCUGAGCCCUUGGAAAGAGGAGUCCCAGUUAGUGAAAAUGUUUGAUCCUGAUCAGCUGUGAGCAGAAACAUCAUCAGUCCUUCUUGGGCACCCCUUGCAAAUCACAGAAAGUCAGCUGUACUGGCCCAUGUGGAACUAUCCCAAGACCUGCUUUGAACUGAAUAAGAAGCUCACAUGUGCUCACUGUAUUUGCCCCAACUUCUCCUUGUGUAAACUCACCCCAGCAACACAGGGCAAGGAUAUAGUUGCUUCCAGUUUGUUCUUACAUCGGUUGUGUUAGUUGUUUACAAGGACCAGAGGACUAAAGCCUGUUCUCUGGAAUAAAUAAAGAAAAUAUGUUUGGA